CUUUUAUAUAAGGUCUCACUUCGCUUUUUUCUCUCUUUAUCUCUGAAGAAAGAGAGACAAAAGGAGACGAUACAGAUAAGAGAGAGAGGGAGAGAGAGAAAUGAGAACAAGGAGAGGGCUUUGUUAUCCUAGAGCAGACGCUUGUGUAGAUAAGAGUUUAGUAAAGAGAAGAAAAGGUGGAGAUUUCACCACAACCGCUACUGUUGCCGGAGAACAAAUGCUUUCCCGGAAAAGACAGCGGUUAUCGCCGGAGAUUGCUGGAGAGACUGACUUUUUUGAUUCUUUGCCUGAUGAUCUUGUCAUGUCUAUUCUCGGCAAGCUUAGCUCCUCUGCCUCUUGUCCUUCUGAUUUCAUUAACGUUCUGAUAACAUGCAAGAGAUUAAAUGGGUUAGGCCUUCAUUCUCUGGUACUAUCUAAAGCAUCUCAAAAAACGUUCGCUAUUAAGGCCAAGAACUGGUCCGAUUCUGCUCACCGGUUUUUGAAAGUCUGUGCCGAUGCCGGAAAUGUUGAAGCUUGUUACACUCUUGGCAUGAUUCGGUUCUACUGUUUACAUAACCGAGGGAGCGGUGCUUCUUUAAUGGCCAAGGCGGCGAUUAGCUCGCACGCGCCGGCACUCUAUUCUCUUGCGGUUAUGCAGUUCAAUGGCAGCGGAGGCUCCAAGAACGACAAGGACCUGCGAGCCGGCGUGGCGUUGUGCGCACGAGCUGCUUUUCUAGGCCAUAUCGACGCCCUUCGUGAACUAGGCCACUGCCUCCAGGACGGUUACGGAGUCCGUCAAAACAUCGCCGAGGGACGCCGAUUCCUCGUCCAAGCAAACGCUCGGGAGUUAGCUGCUGUGCUUUCUAAGCCUAAUUCUGGUGUAAAUACGCGCGCAUGGCUUACUUGGAACCCACACGCUCCUCCCAACCAUCGGCAUGGGAGUGGUCUUGGAUGCCCUCUGUUGAGUGAUUUCGGGUGUAAUGUUCCGGCUCCAGAGGCACACCCAGCUAGCCGGUUCAUGACCGAGUGGUUCGCCUCUCGGGGAGGAACACCAGGCCCGGGGCUUCGAUUAUGCUCUCACGUGGGAUGCGGAAGACCGGAAACUAGAAAACAUGAGUUCAGAAGAUGUUCCGUUUGUGGAGCUGUGAAUUACUGCUCACGCGCGUGUCAGGCGCUUGAUUGGAAGCUGAGACAUAAGGAGGAGUGUGCCCCUGUGGAGCGGUGGAUAGACGAGGACGGUGAGGGUGGCGAUGGUGAAGCUGGUGGUGAGGGGAACCAAAUCGUCGUCGCUGGUAGCUAAUAAUAGUAACGCGAGGACGGAGACUGACAGUAACAGCUGAUGCUAUGAUGAGAGUGUUAACGGCUGGAAAACGGAAAAUGAUGAUAAUGAGACCAUUAUGGUUUGAAGUAUAAAGUUUUAACUUUUACUAUGGUCGUUAAAUAGCACAGAAGUUUUGUUCCUCUUGUUUGUAUAGAGGGUACCUUUUUUUUAUUAUUUUUUGGGGUUAACUUUGUUUCUCAUUUCUUUAAAUUUAAAUUGUAGAAGGUGGAUUAGGGAGGGGCUCAGGGUAUGUGUCCUUGGCUUAGUGGCCGAAUGGCAAGGAUGCUUUUUCCCUUCUUUGUUCUUUUAAUUUUAAAAAUUUUUUUCCACCUUUUCUGUGCCAUAGAGUCUGACUAAAUUUGGGCAAGUUAAAAAAUGCAAAUUCUAGCAAUUUUCUAUCCUUGUAAUA
This is a messenger RNA of Hevea brasiliensis (rubber tree), 1709 nucleotides long. Its product is annotated as F-box protein At1g67340. The transcript is spliced from 3 exons. NCBI's taxonomy places the organism in Eukaryota, Viridiplantae, Streptophyta, Magnoliopsida, Malpighiales, Euphorbiaceae. The coding region runs from base 101 to 1279 and encodes 392 amino acids. Gene Ontology annotation, molecular function: protein binding. The record is from RefSeq and is a predicted model, not a curated record.